CCGGGGCGGGGCGGCCGCAUUCCGGGCAUAGCUGUCGGCUCGGCCGCUCCGCGACGCUCGUCUUGGUCCUGGCUGCGAUGCGCGGGCUCCUUGCAGUGGCCGUUUGCUGCUAGAUCCGUGGGACUGUAUCAUUUCUUCCCACUGGGAGCACUGGUUGCCGAUUGACCAGCCAAAGAUGAGGACAGCAGAGGAUUCCUCUGGGACAGUCCUGCACCGGCUCAUCCAGGAGCAGCUGAGAUAUGGGAACCUUACAGAGAACCGCACGCUGCUGGCGAUUCAGCAGCAGGCCCUACGUGGAGGAGGAAGCAGCAGCAGCCCUCGCUCUUCCCUGGAGAGCCUUACACAAGAAGAGAGCCAUAUGGUGCAGCAGUCUACCCGGCAGGAGCCCCAGGGCCAGGAGCACCACUCCGACCACAUCUACCUGGAGAACAACCUGUACCGGCUCUACCAGCCCCAGCACAAAGGCGAGGAGCUGCCCACCUAUGAGGAGGCCAAGGCCCACUCCCAGUACUACGCCUCACAGCGAGGGGCACAGCAGGCUGGGGUGGCCAGCUCAGGGGCUUACACCGAGACAGGCCAGCGCAGAGCUUAUGCUGCCGACAGCAGCAGCAAGCGCCAGGACGAGUCCCUGAAGGAUCUGAAGCAUGGUCACGUGAGGUCGCUGAGCGAACGCCUCAUGCAGAUGUCACUGGAGAGGAAUGGAGCCAAGGCCCAGAACCACAUGAGUUCCUCCCACAGCUAUCCCCAGCUUUCGAGGCACUACCAGCUGUCUGCUCUGAGAGGCCAGCAUGCUGAGGGGAUGGAGCCACGGGGGCCCCCUCCAGAAUACCCCUACAUUAUGCCCUCCCAGGAGCCCUCGGUCAGCUACCUGGCAGAUUCCAGGCCUUGCUCCAGGGAUGGCCCAGGGUAUCAGCACCCUGAAGUCAGGGUGAUGCAGGCCCACCUGCCCCAGGCUUUCCUGCCACAGCAGGCUUCGCUGUGCCAUAGUCCACUGGGGUCUCUCACUCCAGUUGGGAUGGAGGCCUUGAUGACAGCCCAAGCUGCUUCUGCUAGUAGCCACUUGGCCCAGAUGGAGACUGUGCUGAGAGAGAAUGAGAAGCUGCUGAGAGAGAAUGAGAAGCUACGGAGGGAGCUUGAGAGCUACAGCGAGAAAGCAAGCCGCAUCCAGAAGCUGGAGACAGAGAUUCAGCGGAUCUCGGAGGACUAUGAGAACCUGAUGAAGGCUUCUUCCAAGCGAGAAGCAUUGGAGAAAACCAUGAGGAACAAGAAGGAUGGGGAGAUGCGUCGGCUUCAAGAUUUCAACCGGGAUCUGAAAGAACGAUUGGAAUCUGCAAACAAACAGCUGGCCAGCAAGAACCAGGAGAACCAAGAAGGCAACCAAGGGACUGUCGCAAAACUCCUGGCGCAAAACUACGAGCACCAGCAGGAGAAGGAGAAGCUGGAGCGGGAGAUUUUGCUGCUGCGCAGCGCCAAUGAGGACCAGCGCCGGCGGGCAGAGCUGCUGGAGCAAGCGCUGAGCAAUGCUCAGGCACGAGCUGCCAAGACCGAGGAUGAGCUGAGGAAGAAGAGGGCAUAUGUGGAGAAGGUGGAGAGGCUGCAGCAGGCCUUGGGCCAGCUCCAGGCUGCCUGUGAGAAGCGGGAGCAGCUGGAACUGCGUCUCCGCACCCGCCUGGAGCAGGAGCUGAAGAUGCUGCGGGCUCAGCAGAGGCAAGUGGGAGCCACAAGUGGAGGAUCCCCUGAGCUGAGUGCCCAGGUGCUCUCGGAGCAGGUGAGGGAGAAGGAGGAGAAGAUCCUAGCCCUGGAGGCAGACAUGACCAAGUGGGAGCAGAAGUACCUGGAGGAGUGCACCAUGAGGCAGUUUGCCAUGGACGCUGCUGCCACUGCUGCUGCGCAGCGGGACACCACAAUCAUCAACCACUCCCCGCGCCACUCCCCCAACAACAGCUUUGACGAGGAUCUCUUGUUGGCCAACCACAAGCACCAAGAGAUGGAGAACAGGUUAAAAGCCCUUCAUGCCCAAAUCCUGGAGAAGGAUGCAGUCAUCAAAGUCCUGCAGCAGCGCUCAAGAAAGGACCCCAGCAAGGCUCUGCAGGGCGCCCUGAGGCCAGCCAAAUCUGUGCCAUCCAUCUUUGCGGCCUCUGGAGCCCAGUGCUGGCAAGGCAAUACUCACAGUGAGCGGCUGAAUGAAACUACUUCCAGAGGGAGUCCAGCAGGCAAGGCUCCCAUGGAAGAGACGCCUGCCCCGCCUCCCUGCGGCCCUCUCCCCUUCCACCCCAAGCAUGGCAGCAAAGAUGGGAGCACACAGACAGAUGGUGUGUCGGAGAGCAGCCUGGGCACUCAGGGCGAUGGGCCCGAACCCCAGCGCGACGGCAGCAACUGUGCAGCCAACUCAUUGGAGACCUUCGCUGCUGCCAGAACCCUUGACCUGUCGGACAUGGUAGAAAUUUUGAUUUAAGGGAGGGCAGGUUCUGGCCACCGUCCUCUCUGCCCCUGCAGGCCACGUUGGCCAUGUCGGAGGAAAGCAUCUGUUGGUGCAAGUGCCCUUCAGUUACUGGGAGUCUUGGCUGGGACUUGUUCUCCCUUGAUGGUUUUGUGGUGAGUUCAUGGAUAGAGGAGGCUGGGGGAGGGUAUGCAAGAGAGAUCACAGCAAGUCCGUGAGCCAAGGGCUGGGAGCAAAGCCGCAGCUGGUGUCCAUGUUCAUCUGUGCAUGCUGCUUACUUCCCAUCGUGGCAGAGCCGGAUCUCACCUGCCCCUUGGAAGGAAGAGCCUGCUAGAGUGCUGGGCAGUGCUGCUGAAGCUUUUGGCUUGGGAAAGACUAUUCCAAGCUUCCCUUGCCCUUGGAAAUCCCCAGGAAACGAGAAAAGAGAAGCUGAAAGUGAAGAGGUACGGAGCUCUCCUCUGCCUCUGAGCUGUGGAUGGCAGAGGAGGAUGGCAUGCUGUGGAUGGCUAGAAACUGGUACUAGAAGGACUGGUUUUGUUGGACAUGCUGGUGGCACCUGCUCCACACUUUGAAGCUACCAGGAAUAAGGAGCAUUUGAAUUCUGCUGGUGUAGAUGGAAUUCCUGCUCGUCAUCUUAUCCCCCGCUUUCCCCUUCACUUCUCUUGAAGAGGACUGGAAAUUGCUGUGGGUGAGGGGGAUGUGAGAGUUAGCAUCCUAGAGGCAUUUGGCAUUUUCCUAAGGAGAUUGUUCAGUAGCUGGGGGGAGAUGGGGAGGCAGCGCAGGGUGUGUGUCAUUGGGAAGUGUGUGAGGAAGGGGAUGUUCUCUGUAAAUAACUCCUUGUCUUGUACAAUAGAAGCAAGCCCUGUAUCUAUCAUUUCAGUUCCCUUGUUCCAUCUCUCCCCUUCUCUUUUGCUUCUCCCUCAUCUGUCUUCCAUCCAGGCCUCCAGUGCUAUGCUGUUCCUUUUCCUCCAUUUCAUGUCCUGUUUGUCUCUGAAGCUGUGUAUCUGUCCAUUGGACUCCUUUGGCUGUCCUUAUUUCCUUUGGGGCGCUUUCCCAUGGUUCCUUCAGCUGGAAUUUCCCCUCUGUUUGUUUGAAUACUCACCCUGAGCCAAGUGUCUCUGAGCAUGCAUGGAUGUUUUUAAGCUCAGGAGCCACUCUUGUGGGCAGAGGGAAGCAGAAAGCAGCUCCUCGAGUCCCAGUAGCUCCAUCAAAGUCAGUGGGGCUGUGUCAGGUGUUCCCAGGGCAAGCUGCUGCAGACCCUUUCCUGGGUGUUCAGUGCUUGUACACGGCUUGAGGAAUGUUCACAUGACUGCAAGUGGGCACUGCUCCAGAGGGUCAGGGAUGGUAAGAGGGAGUCUUUGGCAAUACCAGAAGCAAUGUGUUGUGUUUCAGCUCUUCUGUUUGUAUCUGCAAAGGGAGGGAGAAGAACAGUGUUUAUCUAAAAACACAGACAAGGGGAAUGAAGGCAGAUCUGAUUGCAAUCGGAGAGGAAAAACGGCUCAGAGUCCGGUGUGGGAGUCCAGUCCCCCUUUCUUGGAUCCCUCCCAAGAUAUACUUGCCUAUCACCAUUCACAAUCCUCAUGCCCGCCCUUGUCUACUGACAGCUGGCUUCUGACAGUAGCCAAUUUGGAUUUUAAUGAGUGUUCUCAAUCCAUUAGACUCGGAAGCUUUCCACCCUUGGCCUUCAUAUAAUUUUUUUUUUUCUUUCUUCUUUAAACAUCUGCAUUUGCUGGACAACUGCACUUUUUUUAUAUAUAUUUCUCUCCUAGACAUGUAACAAAUGCAUUUGGUUCGCAUGCAUUGUUUACAACAAGGAAAACAAAACAAAAAAUAUGAAAGAGAAAAAAAACAACUUAAUAUAUUUUAUAUUGAUAUUGGUAUUUCUUUUUAAGUAUUUUUUUCGUGCUGUGAACUUUUUUUUUUCUGCCAAAGACAAUGAGGUUUUGUUUGUGCGUUUUAAGUUAUCUUAAGUAUUUAAAUGUAAACCUGGCUGUUUUGUUAUGCCACCCUAUACCGAGAUUGCUGUAGCAUUCCACUUGGUAUAACAGUAUUUUAAUAAAAAAAAUAAAUAUUGACAAA
This is a messenger RNA of Alligator mississippiensis (American alligator), 4519 nucleotides long. It is a transcript of the gene AMOTL2, whose product is annotated as angiomotin like 2. The record is from RefSeq and is a predicted model, not a curated record. Gene Ontology annotation, biological process: angiogenesis; hippo signaling; establishment of cell polarity involved in ameboidal cell migration. The coding region runs from base 176 to 2455 and encodes 759 amino acids. NCBI's taxonomy places the organism in Eukaryota, Metazoa, Chordata, Crocodylia, Alligatoridae. The transcript is spliced from 10 exons. Gene Ontology annotation, cellular component: bicellular tight junction; cytoplasmic vesicle; plasma membrane.